GUUUUAUUCCUCGCCUGUCUCUGGAUAUGUACACUAUAACAAUGGUGCUGUCGUCCUGACAAGAGCCCUUUUUGAAGGCAGAAGAGGAUGGCAUUACCAAAGGCAGUACGAUACUUGAUUGUUCUUCUGGUUGUAUAUUACAGUCUGGAGAAUCUGGGGUACAGACAGUCUCUGACUGAAUUCUUCGGGGAACUGAUGGGUACAAAAGAGCCACACAUCCACUCCAGAGAAAAAAGACAGGCUGUCGCCAAUCCCUCCGAUUAUGUAAUUCAAGCUGUUGUGAAAACCUCAGAGCUGGACCUUCUCAGAUCUAUUUUGAGCUCACUCUCUUUACCUUUAGAGAUCAACGCCACUGUUCAGAUUACCAGCAUUAACACAACUACAGUGUGUUCACCAGUUCUGACCAACUACCAGUGUAGAUGUGAGGGGAGCUUUGCUUGGUCAUCGGACAUCUGCAGUAACUAUGGGGCCUGUGAUAACAUCACUGGUGACACCUGUGGUUGCGUUAAUUCCCUUCCACCUAAUGACCAGUACUGCCAGCCCAUCGCCACUCCACCAGUAAAAGUGACAACACCAUCGACUCCACCAACAACAACAUCAACUACACUAACACCAUCAAGUCCACCACCAACAACAUCAACUACACCAACACCACCAACUCCACCACCAGCACCAUCAACUCCACCACCAGCACCAUCAACUCCACCACCAACACCAUCAACUCCACCACCAACACCAUCAGCUACGCCACCAAAUGACUUCUUCGACACUGAUUUAGUCCUUGACUUGCGCAUCCCAGUCUCCAGCGUGCCAUCAAGUUUCCUUCAGAUAUUUCGGGAUUAUGUGAACAAUUAUCCCUUCCCCUAUGAAAUCACUCUGUCUUUAAAAGUAACCAGCUUAAAUUUGACCACAGCAUGCUAUCCAAACUCAAUGGGAGGCGUGCAGUGUCAGUGUGAGGAGCAGUUUACUUGGUCGUGUGACAAGUGUAACAUCUACAAUGCGUGCGGUAAUGCCACCGCACGUCCCUGUGGAUGCAUAAAUGGACUUCCUUCUGAUGGCGAGUUCUGUGAACCCAUCACAAGUAUCGCUUCAUGUUCAUCCCCAAUUCCUGUGACGACAACAGCCUUGCCAAAUACAACAGCAGCGAUGCCAAAUACAACAGCAGCGAUGCCAAAUACAACAGCAGCGAUGCCAAAUACAACAGCUGCGAUGCCAAAUACAACAGCAGCGAUGCCAAAUACAACAGCUGCGAUGCCAAAUACAACAACAGCUGUGCCAAGUACAACAACAGCGAUGCCAAAUACAACAGCAGCGAUGCCAAAUACAACAGCUGCGAUGCCAAAUACAACAACAGCUGUGCCAAGUACAACAACAGCGAUGCCAAAUACAACAGCAGCGAUGCCAAGUACAACAACAGCGAUGCCAAAUACAACAGCUGCAAUGCCAAAUACAACAACAGCUGUGCCAAGUACAACAACAGCUGCGAUGCCAAAUACAACAGCUGCGAUGCCAAAUACAACAACAGCGAUGCCAAAUACAACAGCUGCGAUGCCAAAUACAACAACAGCUGUGCCAAGUACAACAACAGCUGUGCCAAAUACAACAACAGCCGUGCCAAGUACAACAGCAGCAGUGCCAAAUACAACAACAAUGCCAGCUACACCAACAACAACAGUGCCAACUACUACAACAACAACAACAGUGCCAGCUACUACUACAACAACAACAACAGUGUCAACUACACCAAUCGGAAUGGACCUCUCACUUGCCAUGGACAUAGACUUUGAUUCGAAAUACAAUGACCCAAGCAGUGAAGUUUAUCAGGAUGUUAGUAAAGCUAUUCAAGAACAAUGUCAGAAGCACAUCCCAACCCUACAAUCAGUGAAGAUAACUACGUUCAGGAGUGGAAGCACCAUCGCUGACUACACUAUCACAGCUUCUGCAUUCAGAGAGGACCAAAUUAAAGCAGCAGAAACAGGGAUAUUUACAGACCUGGGACAAAAAUACCCCAUGAUAUUUGACAGCACAACACCCUUAAUGUUUCAACAACCUUUUUUUGGAGAAAGUGCGACUGUGACUUGUGGUCCUGUUCCAGCAAAUCUCAAUUUUAGUAACAUACUUACUGCAGAGUGGACGCGUGACGGCAAGUUAAUACUUCAAGAUAGUGAACACAAAUUUUCAGAAACCAAGGACACAGCAACUUUAACUGUGUUACGUUUCUUCAUAACUGACAAUGGAAAUUAUGAAUGCAAGCUGAAAGAGAAAUACAUUUUCAGACAGAAAUCCAACGGGCGGAUCUCUUUCAAAGAGAAACCCUCGAUCCAAGUAACACCACUGAGUAAGACGGUCUUAUGUGAGGUGGGAAAGACAGUGUCACUGCAGUGCUCUGUCAACGAACCCUACAAGGUUGAGUUUAAAGACACCUCUGCAGGCAGAGGUGAGACCAUCAACUAUGUGUAUCAGAUUACUGACUGUACAAACAAGGAAGUGAAGUUUACUUGUCAAGCUGUAAACUUUACUCAAUAUAAAGAGGAAAUAACACUGGAGUUACUGGAGCCCACUGCUAGAUUAGUAUGUCUCGAAAACAGUGUCUAUGGUGGUGGAAAUGCUAAUGACCAGGUUGUAGUUUCCUGCAAAUCAAACGAAGAAGGAGAAAAGACGGCAGUUUGUAGGGAGACUGGCGAAUGGGAAAUUAUAGAAGACAACUGCGUCCUACGACCGAUUAAGGAGCUGCUUGAUCAGUCUGAGUUCUUAAAUGCAAAUACACUGCCGGGAUUCUUGGUCCAGCUCAGGAAUGUCACUCUCACAUUCACUGCGGAAGUGGCUCAAUCUCCUGCCAACAUUAAUGCCACUGUUGUAAUACUCAACAAUGUGGCAAAUGUAGCAUCCUCAGCACACAUCCCCAUAGGUCAGACUUCAAUGGAGGACAUCCUAUUAACUGCAGGCUCCCUCACCACAGAUGGUGCAAAGGGGUCAUGGGACACUCUAAACAGCAAUUCCACUACAAACGGCUUAGCAACAAGAAGUGUUGCCCCCAAACCGGAAAGGGUCAGCUCAUUGUUUUUGCUGUCUCUUGAGACAGUAACAAGUAACCUUAACAAUGAGUCCUUUAACAUUGAGACACCUUCUAUUCUCUUGAACAAAACUACAUUCACAGACUCUUUCAAUGCCAACUUUAAUUCUUCAGUGGAGAUAGACAUACCGGAGGCUGAUGGAGGAAGCAAGUCAAUCACUGUGAUGACGUUCUCCUCAAUAGAUAACGUACUCCCUGCAAGAGACGAAAACAAUUCAACCCUCACUGUCAUCAAUGGGAGAGUCGUACUUGUUCAGUCCAGCGGCACCGUCAAUAAUAUUUCCUUUACAUUUGAUAUUAUCAACAACACUCUGGAAAACCCUCAGUGUGUCUUCUGGAACUUCAGCCUCUUUGACGGUCUUGGAGGAUGGGACAAUGAGGGCUGCGAGCUGAUAUUCAAUGUAAAUGAAACCGUCACCUGCAACUGCAACCAUCUGACCUCAUUCUCUAUCCUUAUGUCCCCCUACAGUCCAGAUGACCCUGUGUUGGACUACAUAACCUACAUUGGAGUUGGCAUAUCCAUGGCCUCCUUGGUUAUAUGUCUCAUCAUUGAGGGUGUCAUAUGGGGAAAAAUAAGAAAGAACAACACGUCUUACCUGCGUCAUGUUUCCAUUGUUAACAUCGCUGUGUCUCUCCUCAUUGCAAACAUUUGGUUUAUUAUUGGGGCAGCCAUCUCAGAUCCAAAGAUGAAAAACCCACCAGCAUGCACUGCAGCCACCUUUUUCAUCCAUUUUUUCUACCUAGCCCUGUUUUUCUGGAUGUUAGCCUCAGCUCUGCUGUUGCUUUACCGCACAGUCAGUGUCUUUGAUGGGGGUUUGUCUAAAAAGUCUAUGCUGGCCAUUGGAUUCUCUCUAGGUUAUGGGGCACCUCUCAUCAUCGCAAUCAUAACCAUAGCUGUAACUGCACCCAAAGAUGAAUAUACCCGAGGAACUGGAGUCUGCUGGCUCAACUGGUAUGAGUCCAAAGCUCUACUGGCAUUUGUGAUCCCUGCACUGGUUAUAGUGCUGAUAAACCUCAUCAUCCUGUUUGUGGUGAUAUACAAAAUGUUGAGGAGAAGGGCAGUGGUAGAUGCUGCACAAGCAGCUGAGAGGCACGUCCUAGUGGUUAUUGCCCGGAGUUUGGCUGUCCUCACACCAUUUUUUGGAUUAACCUGGGGUCUGGGAGUCGGAACAAUGACCAGCCCGUACAACAGAGGGAUCCAUAUUUCUUUUGCAUUCUUCAACUCACUGCAGGGUUUCUUCAUAUUGGUGUUUGGAACGCUGUUGGACAAAAAGGUCCGGUCAGAAAUAGCAAUACAGUCACAAACAUCCAGUGGGACAAGGAGCACCAGUGCUGGAACAUCAUCAACAAGUGGACUGGGCUUUUUGCGAAACUGGAGAAGAGGAAGGGAUGGUUACAACAUGUCAUCUAAUGAAUCUGGUGCAUCUCACUCUUUCGUCAACACUUGAUGAUCUAUGCAGGCAACUUUGGUCAGUCCAUACCGGCACAUCAAAAUGAAAUAGCAGUGGCUUGUUAUUUAAUACCUAAUGUCUUGUAAACAUGAAUAUAAAUUUAACAAACCUUUAAAUAAAACUGUGUGUGUGUGUUAAAGUACUCAGCAUCAAAGACGAUGCGUAGAUGCAAAAUGGCUCUUGUUUUGUUUUGCCAAUCAAAUCAGUAACUCGAGGUAAGCCUGUCUUACACACAUCAGUGAACUGGUUUAUUCAAGAGGUGGCAUCACAAUGUCAGAUUGUCUUAGACAGGACCAUCAGGCAAAUCUCAUUGUGAAUGGAAGUUACUCAGAGAAUAUAUACAGAGUUUUUUCAUCAGGAACAAAUCUCCCUGAAACACUCUGUUGCUUAUGUCGCUGUCUUUCUUUAGUAAAGCUCCAUCAUACUGUUAAAAUGUUUUCAUUUGUGUUUCAGAAAUAGCUGAUUUCUUAAAUACUGAAAUUUCAGAUGUAAAACCAGUAUUUAGUGUUAAAUGUACUGUUUCCCUUCUUGAUUAAAGAUAGUUUUUAUAGCUUUGGAAUGAAAAACAAAGCAGCACAGAGAAAGUAACAAAUAAGAUCAUUGAGAGUCGCACACUCAGUAAAAUAAGUCCGAGUCCUGCCUUCCAGGCUACAGCAGGCUAAAGUAAAUAUCAAACUGACCUGACAUUAUUAUGUUAUCAUUAUUCCUAUUACGUUAUUACUGUCUUAUUAUUAUAUCACAUGUGGAGAAGAUGUUCAACACACAAAAUGCUUCUUUGGUUAUUUUCUGUCUAUUUGAUGUAACAUCUUCAUUUUAUUCUGCUGUAAAAAAUAUUUUUUUUGUAUGAUAUGUGCUGCAGCUACAAUAUUUUUCUAUUUGUUAUGGUUCAAAAAUAUUUUUUUAAAUUUGUAACAGAGCAUAUUUAACACUUGUAUAAAUUAUGUGUUUGCAAUGAAUGAAAAAUUAUUAUUAUUAUUAUUAUAUUAUUAUUAAACUCUGCAUUCAAUUAAACUCUCUAACCUUGUAAGCAGGUUCCCGCUCAUCCACCACCACAUUCUUUUGCAAUCUUGAAAAAAUGUUUAUCUGCCUCACAGGUUUGUGCUUUCAAACAUGAUCAGUAUGUAGGUGUAGUUGUGAUCUCUGUGAGGCUGUAUUAGUUGUAGCAAAUAACUGAAGGUGUAUGAAUAUGUCAUUUUUUUUUAAACUGAAAAAUGUAGCAGUAGGAAGUGGAAAAUAAAUACACAUUAAUAAUCAAUUUGUUAAUCAAAAUAGACCUGCGUAGGACCUGGAACAAGGCACAGUUUGGCAUUCUCCAGCAGAUAAAAAUACAUUUUCAUCAUACUUUUACUAUCUCAAGCAAACCAGUUUGAUUUAACAAACUAGUUUAGCAACAACAUACUGACUGUAACUGUCCUUUUUAGCAUGUGGUCAUGUUUGUGUUGUUUGUCUUUGUAAGCCUGUGGAGUGAUUUGCAUAGCCUGGUAUUGUACCAUUUCCCAACAGCACUAGUGGGUGGACAAUGCAGAACAUUACUGUAUAUUCUACUGCACUAAUAUAGCCACAAAAUCUUGGCCUGCAUGUCGCCUAAUGGGCCACGAUAUUGUUUAAGAGAUGCCACCGUUAAAUGGGGAGUUUUAUUACUGCUUUAUUGAACAAUUCACAGUAAAAUAAAUACAGUAAACUGCUAACUAAAAAAGUGCAGGCCUUCCUACAGACAAAACUGCCUGUGGCAGAGUCCAGAGUCUACAAGGACCAAUAGAUCAUCUUUGUUGCUAUGCAAAUAAUCAACGUGUUAGUUUGCAAACCAAAAGUGAAGAACAGAAAUAUAAAAAAAUAAGUAAGAGGCAGUUGAUGAUUGCUCUGUUUGCAGCACUAUUCCAAAUUGAAUUCACCAUCUCCUCUGAGCUUAACUGCCCUCUGUACACUUUCCUCAGUCUGACCUUGACUGAAUGUGUUGCAUGACUUAAGAUGAGACAUUUAAAUGAGCAGAGAAGCCAUGAGAAAAUGCAAAGAGCAGAGCUCACAGGGGAUUUUUUUUUUUUGUUCUUUUGUGUGUUUGGUUUUUGUUUGUGUGUUUGUUCCCCUAGAGUAGGAAGUGGUUAAUAUUUGUUCUGUGGAAUACACAAACCACAGUGGUCAGUACUAAUUUUAUGUCCUAUUAUUUUUCAAGAUUGAGAGAGUGGACUCUUAAAGGACUCUUAUCGCAGGUCCUUCCUUCCUGCUGCUGUUAGACUGUACAACCAGCUGUGCUGAGCAAACCACAUGCGCACAAAACCACAUGCGCACACACACUCAUUCCUGGACUUAAAUUUGGUGCAAUAUGUAUAGCCUUUCUUCUUUUUCCCAUACUGCUCAAACAGUGCACAUGGUCACUUUGGUCAUUCUGUUUAUAGUAUUUAUUAUUAUUUUCCUCUAAUAAGUCCAUUUUUCUUGGAGUCUGUAUAUUUUUUGGAUCUUAUCUGUAUAUUCUGAGAGCCUGUACCUUAUUGUAUCUUCUCUUUGCUGCUGUAAUGGUGUAAUUCCCCCCUUGCGCGACUAUUAAAGGUUUAUCUUAUCUUAUGU
Molecule: messenger RNA, 7086 nt
Organism: Toxotes jaculatrix (banded archerfish)
Lineage: Eukaryota; Metazoa; Chordata; Actinopteri; Toxotidae
Product: adhesion G protein-coupled receptor F5-like
Exons: 23
Coding region: 88-4521 (1477 amino acids)
Biological process (GO): G protein-coupled receptor signaling pathway; cell surface receptor signaling pathway
Cellular component (GO): membrane
Molecular function (GO): G protein-coupled receptor activity
Source: RefSeq, a predicted model, not a curated record